AUGGAGGCCACAUACGACGAGAUAUCCGAGGCGGAGAUGUCGAAGAAGAUGCGCAAACGGCUGAAAAAAACAUUCAACGAAGCCCUCGACGCCCACCACGGAGCUUUGAAAUCGCAGUCGGCGAUUGCCAAGUACAAUUCAGGCAUUCUAAGAGAUUUGGAAGCCGCAUUCAUUGCGAGUCCGAAUGUGGAUUUGUUAUCGAGAAUCCCACCAAGCUACUCCUCUUCAAUGGCAGAGUUGUUGAAAGAGAACCUUGAUGGCCAAGAUCCUCUCGAGUCAGAACUCCCACCAUCCAAGCGAUUGAAGGUGCAUGAUUGCAACGAGACUGAAGAAACGGUAGAAGAUAUACCAAAGCAUCUUCGCACUCUGCAUGGCCCCGGAGAAGCUGUUGUGAAGGCACCGCUUGCGGUCACCAUUGAGCGAUCAUUUGGAGACGACCUGUCUGCAUCCAACAUCAUCAGUGCCCUCAGUCGAAGCCAAAUUGUUUUCCGCGAUACUACGGGCGGCGAGAGAAUGAUAUUGAAGAUCAGUGACGAAUCGGUGGUCAAGAUCGUACCUGACUCGACUGACACCAGGGAGUACGACGCUUUAAUUUACCUCUCACAAAAGUGUCCAGAGGUUCCGGCGCCGAGACCAGAAGGAUUGAUUCAGCUCAAUGGACAGAGCCUGAUGUUCAUGUCAUACAUUCCUGGCGAGUCUCUGGCCGAGGUGUGGGAUUCCAUGAGCCAAGGACAGAAAGCCACUGUGUCAGGAGAACUGAACACUGUUUUCUCGGAACUUCGAUCGCACCAAUGUCCCCCAUCGAUUCCAUGGGGUGCCAUUGAUGGAGCGGGAUGUAUUGACCAGCGGAGGACCGUACGACGAAGCGACCGGGACAUUUUGAGCGCCAAAGACUUCGAAGAGUUCUUUUUCUCUAACCCCAAAUAUGGGAGUGAAGUCUGGAUCGCGUUUCUACGUAAGCUUUACGAUUCGGCAGAAGGCGAGCAGGAUAGCCAGGAUACCUGCGUUUUCACGCACGGAGACUUGCGACAGGCGAAUGUUCUGGUGCGACGUACAUUAGAGGGUGAAUUGAGCGUGUCUGGCAUCAUCGAUUGGGAGUUCAGUGGCUUCUAUCCAGCAUAUUGGGAGUCAAUAAAGCUCACGAAUUGCAUGGGUACGCGAGAGACGUCUGACUGGUUUCUGCAUUUGCCAGAGUCCAUAUCACCACUGAGAUACCCAAAGCGAUGGCUCCUCAACCUCGUAUGGGAUUCCCACGUUGAUUAA
Zasmidium cellare ATCC 36951 is the source of this 1263-nucleotide messenger RNA. RefSeq lists its product as uncharacterized. Bases 1 to 1263 code for a protein of 420 amino acids. NCBI's taxonomy places the organism in Eukaryota, Fungi, Ascomycota, Dothideomycetes, Mycosphaerellales, Mycosphaerellaceae. The transcript has 2 exons. The record is from RefSeq and is a predicted model, not a curated record.